ACACUUAACACUUAUUAUAGUGCAGUUUUAAAAAACUGCAAAAAACUCGUGUGGAGUUGUUACGUUUUGCAAUUAGUUUUUAUUUUACUUUUUCGAAAGUACAUUCGUUAAAAUAUUUGUAUUUAACUCGUUAUCUAAUUCCGUCGGUUUUAUUUAAUCCAAUAUGCCAUCUGAUUCUAAAAAAAGACAACAAGCACAAAAAAAGAAUGCUGCAAAAGCUCGUUCAACGGUCAAAACAACAACGACUACAACUAAAGCAAAUGAAACCAAUGGGGUUCACGGCAGCAAUAGUAUUCCUAUUAGUGAAGAAGAGUUGCUUUGCAAGAAACUGGAAGCCGAUGCUAAAUUGAACGCUGAAGCUCGUGCGUGUACUGGUAGCUUGGCGUCGCAUCCGAGAUCUAGAGAUGUUAAAAUUGAUAAUUUAUCCAUUAGUUUCCAUGGCUGUGAACUUUUGCAAGAUACCAUGUUAGAGUUAAAUUGUGGUCGGCGAUACGGUCUAAUUGGAUUAAACGGAAGUGGGAAAUCGACUCUUUUAUCAGUAUUAGGAAAUCGUGAAGUACCGAUUCCCGAUCAAAUUGAUAUUUUUCAUUUGACUAGAGAAAUGCCAGCGUCGGAAAAAUCUGCUCUCCAAUGUGUCAUGGAAGUAGACCAGGAAAAAAUUCGACUCGAAAAACUAGUGGAUGAACUCGUCGCGUGUCCCGACGAUGAGUCACAAGAACAACUCAUGGACGUUUACGAACGGUUGGACGAUAUUUGCGCCGAUACAGCAGAAGCUCGAGCCGCUAAUAUCCUGCACGGUCUCGGCUUUACAAAAGAAAUGCAGAACAAAAAGACGAAAGAUUUUUCAGGAGGUUGGCGGAUGAGAAUCGCUUUAGCUAGAGCGUUGUACGUUACUCCUCAUUUGUUGUUACUCGACGAACCUACUAACCAUUUAGAUUUAGAUGCUUGUGUAUGGCUUGAAGAAGAAUUGAAAUCGUAUAAGAGAAUUCUAGUUAUUAUAUCUCAUUCUCAAGAUUUUUUGAAUGGGAUUUGUACCAAUACAAUUCAUUUAGACAAGAAAAGGCUCAAGUACUAUGGUGGUAAUUAUGAUGCAUUUAUCAAAACUAGAGUUGAGCAAUUAGAGAACCAAAUGAAGCAAUACAAUUGGGAACAAGAUCAAAUUGCACAUAUGAAAAACUAUAUCGCACGGUUUGGUCACGGAAGUGCUAAACUUGCUAGGCAAGCUCAGAGUAAAGAAAAAACCCUAGCCAAAAUGGUAGCGCAAGGACUAACAGAGAAAGUAACCAAUGACAAAUUAGUGACGUUUAAUUUUCCUUCAUGUGGAACCAUACCUCCACCCGUUAUUAUGGUUCAGAAUGUGAGUUUUCGUUAUACCGAUACUUCGCAAUACAUCUAUAAAAAUUUAGAAUUUGGUAUCGAUCUAGACACGAGGCUUGCAUUGGUGGGACCUAACGGAGCUGGUAAAAGUACUCUUUUGAAAUUGCUUUAUGGCGAACUAUUCCCAAGUGAGGGCAUGAUACGCAAAAAUUCCCAUUUGAGAAUUGCCAGGUAUCAUCAACAUCUACACGAACUUCUCGAUUUAGAUUUGUCGCCGUUAGACUACAUGAUGCAAUCGUUUCCGGACGUAAAGGAACGUGAAGAGAUGCGUAAAAUCAUUGGACGUUAUGGUUUAACCGGAAGACAGCAGGUGUGUCCUAUUCGUCAGCUUAGCGAUGGUCAGAGAUGUAGAGUUGUGUUUGCGUACUUGGCUUGGCAAGUUCCCCAUUUAUUAUUGCUCGACGAACCUACUAAUCAUUUAGACAUGGAAACGAUCGAUUCCUUGGCAGAUGCUAUUAACGAUUUUGACGGAGGCAUGGUUCUAGUUAGCCACGACUUCAGACUUAUUUCUCAGGUAGCGGAAGAAAUUUGGAUUUGCGAAAACGGCUCUGUAACAAAAUGGCAGUCCGGCAUUUUAGAUUACAAAGAACAUUUGAAAAAGAAAAUUAUGAAAAACAACGCUGAAAUGGCGAUUAACAAGCGCUAAGUUGUUAGCUCAUUUUUUUUUUUUUUUUAAUUUGGCUGUUUAACAUCAUUAAAUUGUUCAGUUACU
Adelges cooleyi (spruce gall adelgid) is the source of this 2089-nucleotide messenger RNA. Its product is annotated as ATP-binding cassette sub-family F member 2. The record is from RefSeq and is a predicted model, not a curated record. Lineage: Eukaryota; Metazoa; Arthropoda; Insecta; Hemiptera; Adelgidae. Gene Ontology annotation, molecular function: ATP hydrolysis activity; ATP binding. Bases 164 to 2023 code for a protein of 619 amino acids. The transcript has 13 exons.